CCCAAACGGAUCGGCCUACGCCGUACUGUGACACAUGUGAUCUAAAAUGGCCCCGACCACCGACAGUGUCUCGUCAAUUUUUGAAGGGUGGGAGAAAUGGCAAAUAGCUUUAGCUGUCGGUGCGCCUAUAGGAUUGGGUUUAGCGGGACUUUGGUUUUAUUCGAGAUCCAAACAGCCUGGAGGCAAUGACAAUGCAAAUUCGAAACCGAAAGUUGACGAAAUAAGGCCCACGAAGGUCAAUACAACUGAGACAGCCCCUUUCCCUGCUCCUGGCGUCCCGAGAGCAGCAGAAAAGUCCACACUAGAUAAAUCUAAGAGUGACCCAUUAGCCAAGGCAGUUGAAAUGAAAGAACUUGGUAACAAAGCUUUUAAGAAUGGCAAAUAUGACGAAGCUAUAAAGUUUUAUACACAGGCCAUUGAGCAGUGUCCACCAGAAAGAGAGAAUGAUCUGUCAACCUUCUAUGCAAACCGGGCAGCAGCCUAUGAAAAAUUGAAAAGCCCUAGACAGGUUAUUGAUAACUGCACAGAAGCCAUAAAACUGAAUGGUCGCUACCUAAAGGCCAUCAACAGGCGUGCGCAAGCUGCUGAAGAAAUUGGAGAACUACAGAUGUCUCUGGAAGAUGCGACUGCCGUGUGCAUGCUGGAGGGCUUCCAGAAUCCUCACACUCUCACCAUGGCUGACAGGGUGCUCAAGGCUCUCGGCAAGGAAAAGGCAAAGGCAGAAUUGAAAAAAAAGAAGAAAUGUAUGCCAUCAAAACACUUCAUCAAGUCUUAUUUUGCUUCAUUUACCCAAGAUCCAGUGCAAAGCAUUGGCAAAGAGAACACAGUGGAGGAAGAGAAAAUCUUGAACAUUCCUACGCCUGAUGAUUCUGGACAGCAGACUGGUUCCAUUCCAGAAGAAAAUGGUCAUGUUUCUGGAGAGGUAUCUGAGACAGGUGAUAACCAGCCCAAUAACCAUGACGAUCAGUCAACUCCAGUAGCAAACCUGGUCACAUGUAAAAGCAGUGUAUUCAGAAAGGCUGUACAGUGCCUUAAAGAAGGCGACUACGAGCACAUUAUUCCACUUUGCACUGAUGAGAUCUGCAUUACCCCACCCACCCACUUCCAGCAGCUGGCCCUGUUGCUAAGGGGAACAAUGUUCCAGCUCACCGCCCAGCCCACAGCGGCGUUUGCAGACUUUGAGCAGCUGCUUGCUGUAGAAAACCUUGAUAAAAAGAUAAAAGUGAACGUACUGAUAAAACGUGGCAGCUUGUACAUAAGUCUAGACCAGCGAGUCGAAGGCAUGAACGACUUUGCUCAUGCCACCAGAGUGGAUCCUAGCAACAGCGAUGUAUAUCACCACAGGGGACAUCAAAAUAUACAGAUUGACCGAUUAGAAGAUGCAAUAAAAGACUUUGAUCAUAGUAUUUCAAAGAAUCCGGACUUCCCAAAUGCAUAUGUUCAGAAGUCCUAUGCCGAACAUCGUAGGGCUGCGGCAGAGCAGAGCACCACAAAGCUAGAGCAGGCAAUCAAAUCCUAUGAAAAACUACUGAAAAAGUUCCCAAACAACGCUGACGGGCAUGCACUUUAUGCUCAGGCACUAUGUGAUCUGGGCAGAUUUGAAGAAGCUCACAGUGAAUUUGAGACCGCUAUCAGACUGGACCCAGACAAUGCCAACUCAUUGGUCCAGAAAGCGUUACUGACCCUGCAGUGGAAGCAGACUGACAUCAAGGAGCCUGUGUCCCUCAUCAAGGAAGCCAUCAAGCUGGACAGCAAGUGUGAAUAUGCUUAUGAAAUACUGGGCACCAUUGAGGUGCAAAAGGGAGACAUGGUAGGUGCGAUGCGGCAUUUUGAGGUGGCCAUAGAGCUGUGUCGUACAGAGGCCGAGCUAUCCCAUCUCUUCUCAUUGCUCCAUGCUGCCAAGGCUCAGUUGAAAGCAGCAGAAAUGCUCGGCAUACCUCUGCCCAAAGACUUCUCACCCAUGUAGUCCAAACAGACCCAUAUUCAAUUAUUGUGAUUGUGUGUACUAUGGUAUAUAACGAAAUAUCUAGAGUGGAAUACUUGUAGUGUGGUGCAGCAGUGUGGCCUAUUCACUGUUGACAUACUGGGCGGGUCAACAAAUCAGAUGAGCCGUGUUCUGGGAUAACUGGGCGUAAUGCAUGUACAUAGAGUGUAGCCCCUGAUUUGCCUGACAGGAUAAUCACAGACAACACUUUCCAGCUUAACUGGAUUUUCUUUUAAAGAAGACUUCAUAUAAACGAAAAAAACAUAAAUUUGGAAAGUGUCUUCCCUGAUUAGCUUGUGUGGCCUGCGCUGGUUAAGCUGGCAUGACACUAAAGGACAUGAUAUGUUGUAUAUCUUGUUUAUAUUUAUAAUAUUCUAUAGUGAACAAAUUGCCAUGGCUGAAUGAUCUUCAUUUGAAGUAUUUUUAACAUCAAACCAUAGAUUACCCAUUAUUUUAAAGAAAAAAAGAGCAUGAAAGACUCACAAAUCAAUUCUUUGGACUUGGGGGUAUGAGAAUGAAGAAUAUUCUAUAACAUGCGUUUAUUUUACAAGGGACUGAAGUUUAAUUUCAGCGGAUAUUCACCUAUGUUAAUUAAAAAAAAUAUAUUAAGAAAGACUCAUUGGUAUACAUGUAAAAAAAAAUUAAUAAAUGUCUUUUUGGGGAGAAAAAUACUUAUAUACAGGAAUGUGGGUCCAAUUAACAGCUUUCCAGCCUGGAUCAAUGCCUACUAACAUGUAUGAAUUGUUUGUUUGGGUAUGAUGUUAUAUAUGGUAUGUAAUGUAAUCAUCUGUUUGGAUCAAUGUUUGAUUUGUUCUAAUAAGACAACUAACUGUAUAUGUGUAUGUGACCAAUAUUACUCCAACACACGAAUAAACUUCGUUUGUGGGGGUUUAAUUAUCCUAGUAACACAAUCAACCUCAUCUAUUCCCAUGAUCCUUAAAAAACUUUACCACAUAGAUAUGUAUUUGUACGUAUUAGUAAGAAAUGUAUUUAAUUAAAUGUAACUUUCUAAGGGACUACGUCAAAAUGCGUAUCUAAGGGUUAAAAAAAUGGCUUAAGUCCUGUAAGGAUUAUAAGACAUGUCAUAUUUUUGGUUUGACCUAAAGAACAUUUUGUGUGAUGAUAAGUUUUUAACCUUUGUUUUAAUUCUAAAAAAUCGGGUAAAUGAACAUUUACAUUUUGCAAUUGAUUGUUACAUACAAUUUGUGUUGCUGAAUUUUGCUUUGUGUAUGUGUGUGAAAACACAUGUAUGAUGUCUGCUCACGUAUUGUGGAUAUUCCAGACUGUAUUGUAGUGGAAGUGUCAAAUUCUCUUGGAUACAUGUAUGUCACCAACAUUUCAUCUUGGUAAUGAGUUUAUAGCUUGUAAAUGUGUGUUCUGUUCAUGUUAAGUGCUUAAUUUAAGCAUCCUUUAAAGUGAUAUGAUAUUCAGCCAAGUUUUUUUAAUUGGAUGAUAGUUUUUGUCAAAGUCUCUUACUGUUAUUCUUAUAUCAGUUUAGUUUGCUCAUAAUUGCAUCAUUAAUUGUGUUGCAAUAUUUUCUUAGCUAGUGUAUCUGUAUAAGAUUAAUGUGUAUUUGUACUACAUUUAUACAACUUGUUUAAAUCAAUAUAAUGAGUUGAAUGUGUACUUUUAUAGUGGUUGUUUUUUGAGGGAAUAAAAGACAAAAACAGAUUGAUUUAUUAAGUGCAUAUGUGAUUUACAUGAUAUGAUUUACAUGAUAUAAAUAAAUGUUCUUAAAAAUUGAUGUGAUCAAUUUCUAGAGGUUGAAUGGUCAACUGCAAAAUCUGCCUAAACUUGAUAUAACAGGAAUUUUGUGUCAAUCUCUGUUGAGAUCAUAUAGAAUGGUAAAUUUAAAUAUAUUGACAGGCAUAUGUCUGGUUGUUGUAAAGCAUUCCGGUCAAAAGAUAUCAUUUUAUGGGAAAAUUAGCACGAAAUAUAUCAGCAGUGCACUGUAUAGCGGGUUUAAUGCAUGUGCGUAAAGUGUCGUCCCAGAUAAGCCUGUGAAGUUUGCACAGGCUUAUCAGGAAUGACACUUUCCACAUAAACUGGAUUUUUGCUAGGAAGUGACUUUCUUUAUAUUAAAAAAAUCAUAAAAGUGAAAGUGUCAUCCCUGAUUAGCCUGUGCAAACUGCACGGGCUUAUCUGGGAUAACACUUUACACAUGUACAUUAACAGCCCACUUCUCAGAGCAUGACUCAUAUAGUGAAUAUAUUAAUACAUAUGUAUACCCUGAUACAUUCAAAAAGCAUUUUUUUUUAUGUGGUCAGAACAAGCCGGAAGACAUUUCUUUAUCGAUAGAAAUUGACAGUUUUGUCAGUUGCUUAGAUAUGCUCCUGUAAAUAAAUAAUCCUGGUAUUUCCUCCAAGCUCUUGAUAAUGUUUAUAAUGUCCACUGUUAAAAACCACACAAGUCAUUGCUACUUAUGUAUGAAAAAAAUUGUGUGCCAAAGAAUACUGCUCCUUUUAAUUCACAAUAGACAUAUAAGGCUUUAACAUUGGCUUUAACCUUCUUAAUACUGAUAAUUCAAAUUUAAGGUCACAUUCAACCGAUAUAUUUUAGUCAUUCUAAUUUAGGUGAACAUUAAACAAGUGUAUUUUAGUCAAUCUAAUUUAAGAUCACACUGAACAUAUAUACAUUUGUGAAUUGUAGUAAUUCUAAUUUUUGUUCAAAUUUAACAGGUUUAUUUUAGUCAUUCUCAUUUAAGAAGUUCACAUAAAAAGUUUUAUUUUCGUAACUCUUAUUUAAAAAGUUCACAUUUGACAGUUUUAUUUUAGUAACAUUAAGAAGGUCACAUAAACAGGUUUAUUAUAAUGAUGGAAAUAUUAAAAAAAUAGGGACCAGAGAACUACUUUUAAACGUUGACUUUGAAUGAACAUGGUUCAUUAUGAAGUUCUUGCUUAUUUUAUUGUAGAUGGGAACACAAUUAUGUUGCUAAGUAUUGAGACAAAUAGCAUAGAAAAGAGUUUGCAAUCACAGGACAUGAAAUAAAAUAUAGUUUCAAAUGCAAAAUUAUUGGUCAUAUUUUAUAAUCAUCAUGAUUAUCCUAUAACCAUUGUUUUUCAACAAAUAAGAAACAACACUGUCAUUCUGGUGGCAAUGCUAUUUAAUUAACCACACAGGCAAAGUUCUGCAAGGUUAAUUCCUUUGAAUCAGAACUCCAAAUCAUUUUAAGUUGCUGAUUAAAAAUGAAAAAAUAAA
Messenger RNA from Dreissena polymorpha, 5182 nucleotides. RefSeq names its product mitochondrial import receptor subunit TOM70-like. Gene Ontology annotation, molecular function: protein binding. The transcript is spliced from 13 exons. NCBI's taxonomy places the organism in Eukaryota, Metazoa, Mollusca, Bivalvia, Myida, Dreissenidae. The coding region runs from base 47 to 1966 and encodes 639 amino acids. The record is from RefSeq and is a predicted model, not a curated record.